GGCAUUCACUACCAAUGUCACUCGGAUCAGUGCCAGCCACUGAUAAGCGUCGGUCUGUCUGCACUGUCAAUGGUCAAUUGUCAGCCACCUCGCCAUUGAUUCCUCUUCGCGCGCACACCCACGAGUCAGUCCAUCUCUCUCUCUCAUGUCGACAGCAGCUGUGCCUUCUCGUAGAGCGUGUCAACCACCUGCACAGCACACAUCACACACACACCCCUCCCAUACACCCACCAGACGGACAGAGUCUCUCCCCCCGGCUGUGUGAUGUGAUUCAUGUGUGUGUGUGUGUGUGGGUGUGUCUGUCUGUCUGUGUGUCUGUGUGUCUGUCUGACCUCCGACAUGUUCUUGAUGGACGCGAGUGCGUCCUCGUAUGUCUUGCGGAGUGGCGGCUCGUCGAAGACGAUCAGCACCCCGAUGCCCUGAUCCAGGGUGCCGUGCAGCUUCUUGUCCAGGAUCAUCUCGCUGAUCCUACAAGGAAGAAGAAAGACAAGACACACACAGGCAGACAGACAGACAGAUAGGCCAUGCCAGGCCACCAGACAGACAGACAGACAGACACCCCGUCACCUCACCCCCUAGUAGGUGCCCCCCCCCCAUUGCCUUGCCGACUGCCUUACUUGGUUUGCACUCUGACAAGCGGCAAGUCGAUGAGCUUCGCAACGUGCUCUAUCUCAACACUGACACACACACACACACACACAAACACAUGCCCACCGCACCGCACACAAAUUGGAUUGGAUUGGGAGGUGAGGUGGCUGGGCGAUGUGAUGCAGUGUGAGUUGGGUUGGGUGUGUGUGUGGAGGGGACGGACCGUGAGAAGGGCUCCAGGAUGCGCAGCAGGUUCUGCUCGACGAGGGUCUCGUUGAGGUCGGUGAUGUGCCGACGCACAAUGGGGUCGUUCUCCAGCUCUGAUGCACACACAUCACAUACAGGACACACACACAGCUACGUGUGCGUGUGACAGACCGACGACCUGUUGGCCUCAUUCACUUCACGUGACUCAGGUGCGUACGUGGUUUGUAUUCUUCGAGAGUGCGUUCGAACAUCUUGAGCGACCUCUGCUCGUGGCACUUGGCCACCGCCACCAACGCCUCCGUCUCCUUGCCAACGUACUUCAACCCUAGACAAACACACACACACACACACACGGAUGCGGCACCCAUGUGGCCAGCCAGCAUGGCAUGUGGUGGGCAUCAAUCACUCACGACAGACACAACAAAUGCAUACCAUACCUACCGCUCUUGGCGCUGAUGAGUGAGUUGACCUCCCCAGCCUGGUUGCACAUGAUCUUGGCCAGCAACUGGUACUUCAACGCCUAUACACACACACACACACACACAGACACAGACACACCACACCGAUGUGUCCCUCCCUCCCUCCGUCCCCCAUACAUCAGCAGGCAGGCCAGGCCCUGACUGACCGUGAGUGCCCGUGGGUCGUCAGCGACGUUGAAGGCCUCAAAGCUCUCGUAGAAGUAGGAGAACGACGUCUUGUAGUCCUUCUCCUGAGCGUGCAGGACGCCGGCCUGCAGGUCGAUCUCGGCCUGCAGCAGGGGCGGGCAGUGGAUGCCGUUGGCGUUGGUCCGCGCCGCUGUCAAGGCCGCCUAAACACACACACACGCACAGAGAGAGAGAGAGAGAGAUGAUGGAUGGACGAGGUGGCCAGGCAGGCCAGCAGCUGCCUACGCUGCCUACUUUGCUCUUUGGGACGUUCUGCAGUGCGAAGUGUAGUUUUGAUUCGGUAAGGUGGAUCUCCACGAGGAGGUGCUUGUCGUCGAGCUUCUUGACCUCCUUGCACAACGGAUUGAUCAGCGACAAACCCAACUGAUACCGCUCCUGCUGAUAAUACCUGACACGCCCGACACAUACAAUCAUCACAGCAAACCCACACACGGAUGUGUGUGAGAGGUGAGACAGGGGGCUAUGUGGCUUGCUUACAGUCCUGCGAGGUCCUUUUGGACUCUGAGUCGGAGGAAUGUGCGCUUCUCGUCCUUGCACCACGCAAUGCAGUCCUUGCAGACCAGGAUGGCCAGGUCCUCACUCCCAGGGAUCUUCGUCACGUUGUCAAUCAGCGUCCGCACUGAACAGAAGGAAAAGAAGCACAGCACACGCAGAGCAGACACACACACAGACAGACACACAGAUACACAGACAUCACAUCACAUCAACGCCAUUAACGCACCAGUGAGUGAAGUGUGUAGUGAGUGUACCUACCGAUUUUGGCUGUCCGCGCCUUGGGCAGCGUGGCAAAGAACGGCCGGAUCUCUUUCAUCAAAUUGCGCACCUCAUCGCCCCGCCUGAAUGAACCACACACACACACACACACACACACACAAAACUCAUGACCGAACGCCACUCACUGAAUGCCUUGCAACCAAGCCUCCCCACCUUUUGGAGACGUACAGCUCCCCCAGGGCAUAGAUGGCCUGCUCCUGUAUCUUGUAUGUGUCGACGCCCUCCGCCGUGUCAUUGCCGCCACCACCUCCGGCAGCAGGUCGCUCGUCCUGCCCCUCCAUGGCCGUGUCUGUGUCUGUGUCGGUGCCACUUGCGAUGAUCUCCUUGUAGAGCUUGAUGGCCUCCUCGGGGCUGGUCACCUGGGCGUCCUGCGCACGCUCCAGCUUCUUGGCCAGCGGGUGCUCCGGCACAUCCACGUCCAUCGGGGCAGACAUGUUGUGUGUGGCCGAUGAGGGUAGAGAGCCCGCCCUGCCCUGGGCUGCUCACUGAUGCAAAGACAAAGAGACGGUGAGAGUGGUAGAUCUGCUCGCGGGACGGGCUGAUUGACGCCUGUUUGAAGUACUGACACUGACAGCGAGAUCUUCC
Messenger RNA from Vitrella brassicaformis, 2819 nucleotides. The record is from the annotation of a GenBank genome assembly. Lineage: Eukaryota; Vitrellaceae.